CAGAUUAGUCUGCAGAUGUUUGGCGGCCAUUUUUGUGGUGGCUCCCUCAUUAACAGAGAGUGGGUGAUGACUGCUGCUCACUGCUUCUCCAGCACAAGUACGUCGGGCUUGAAAGUUUCUCUCGGCCGUCAGAACCUGCAGGGCACGAACCCAAACGAAGAGUCUAGAAGUGUUGCCACAAUCAUUUUGCAUCCAAACUAUGACAGCGACAGCAGCAACAACGACAUUGCUCUACUCAGACUCUCGUCACCAGUGAAUCUCACUGACUACAUCCGACCUGUGUGUCUGUCAGCCAGUGACAGUGUGUUCAACAGCGGUACAGAUAGCUGGGUCACUGGCUGGGGCAACGUCAAGGAGGGAGUGUCAUUAUCGUUCCCUGAAACUCUACAAGAAGUGGAGGUUCCAGUUUUGGGCAACAGACAGUGUAACUGUCUCAAUGGAGUCGGUACAAUCACAGACGACAUGAUUUGUGCUGGUGUUCUGGCAGGAGGCAAAGACUCAUGUCAGGGAGACUCAGGAGGUCCAAUGGUGAACAAACAGGGCUCCGUCUGGGUCCAGUCUGGAGUGGUUAGUUUUGGUCUUGGUUGUGCUCGGCCCAAUCUGCCAGGAGUUUACUCCAGAGUGUCCCGUUACCAGUCCUGGAUCAACUCCAUCAUCCGCUCUGAUAGGCCCGGAUUCGUCAAGUUCACCUCCAGUGGACUGGAUGCUGACAGCAGCUACACCUGUCCUGGUCUCCCACCUCCUCUUAUUACAACCACCGCUGCUACUGGUCUUGCUACUGAAGGACCAGAAGCUACAACCACCAAAGCAGUGUCUCAAACCACGAGUCCCGACCUGACCAUGUCAAGUGCUAAAUUAUGUGGCAUGACUCCCCUGAGCACCAAGAUAGUUGGAGGAGAAGAUGCUCCACCUGGAAGUUGGCCUUGGCAGAUUAGUCUGCAGAUGUUUGGCGGCCAUUUUUGUGGUGGCUCCCUCAUUAACAGAGAGUGGGUGAUGACUGCUGCUCACUGCUUCUCCAGCACAAGUACGUCGGGCUUGAAAGUUUCUCUCGGCCGUCACAACCUGCAGGGCACAAACCCAAACGAAGAGUCUAGAAGUGUUGCCACAAUCAUUUUGCAUCCAAACUAUGACAGCGACAGCAGCAACAACGACAUUGCUCUACUCAGACUCUCGUCACCAGUGAAAUUCAGUGACUACAUCAGACCUGUGUGUCUGUCAGCCAGUGACAGUGUGUUCAACAGCGGUACAGAUAGCUGGGUCACUGGCUGGGGCAACGUCAAGGAGGGAGGUGAGUCUGCUUCUGAAACUCUACAAGAAGUGGAGGUUCCAGUUUUGGGCAACAGACAGUGUAACUGUCUCAAUGGAGUCGGUACAAUCACAGACGACAUGAUUUGUGCUGGUUUUCUGGCAGGAGGCAAAGACUCAUGUCAGGACUUUGUGAAAUCCUCAGUCGUGUCCUCAUUUUGUCCUCAGGGAGACUCAGGAGGUCCAAUGGUGAACAAACAGGGCUCCGUCUGGGUCCAGUCUGGAGUGGUUAGUUUUGGUCUUGGUUGUGCUCGGCCCAAUCUGCCAGGAGUUUACUCCAGAGUGUCCCGUUACCAGUCCUGGAUCAACUCCAUCAUCCGCUCUGAUAGGCCCGGAUUUGUCAAGUUCACCUCCAGUGGACUGGAUGCUGACAGCAGCUACACCUGUCCUGGUCUCCCACCUCCUCUUAUUACAACCACCGCUGCUACUGGUCUUGCUACUGAAGGACCAGAAGCUACAACCACCAAAGCAGUGUCUCAAACCACGAUGUGUGGCAUGACUCCCCUGAGCACCAAGAUAGUUGGAGGAGAAGAUGCUCCACCUGGAAGUUGGCCUUGGCAGAUUAGUCUGCAGAUGUUUGGCGGCCAUUUUUGUGGUGGCUCCCUCAUUAACAGAGAGUGGGUGAUGACUGCUGCUCACUGCUUCUCCAGCACAAGUACGUCGGGCUUGAAAGUUUCUCUCGGCCGUCAGAACCUGCAGGGCACAAACCCAAACGAAGAGUCUAGAAGUGUUGCCACAAUCAUUUUGCAUCCAAACUAUGACAGCGACAGCAGCAACAACGACAUUGCUCUACUCAGACUCUCGUCACCAGUGAAAUUCAGUGACUACAUCAGACCUGUGUGUCUGUCAGCCAGUGACAGUGUGUUCAACAGCGGUACAGAUAGCUGGGUCACUGGCUGGGGCAACGUCAAGGAGGGAGUGUCAUUAUCGUUCCCUGAAACUCUACAAGAAGUGGAGGUUCCAGUUUUGGGCAACAGACAGUGUAACUGUCUCAAUGGAGUCGGUACAAUCACAGACGACAUGAUUUGUGCUGGUGUUCUGGCAGGAGGCAAAGACUCAUGUCAGGGAGACUCAGGAGGUCCAAUGGUGAACAAACAGGGCUCCGUCUGGGUCCAGUCUGGAGUGGUUAGUUUUGGUCUUGGUUGUGCUCGGCCCAAUCUGCCAGGAGUUUACUCCAGAGUGUCCCGUUACCAGUCCUGGAUCAACUCCAUCAUCCGCUCUGAUAGGCCCGGAUUUGUCAAGUUCACCUCCAGUGGACUGGAUGCUGACAGCAGCUACACCUGUCCUGGUCUCCCACCUCCUCUUAUUACAACCACCGCUGCUACUGGUCUUGCUACUGAAGGACCAGAAGCUACAACCACCAAAGCAGUGUCUCAAACCACGAGUCCCGACCUGACCAUGUCAAGUGCUAAAUUGUGUGGCAUGACUCCCCUGAGCACCAAGAUAGUUGGAGGAGAAGAUGCUCCACCUGGAAGUUGGCCUUGGCAGAUUAGUCUGCAGAUGUUUGGCGGCCAUUUUUGUGGUGGCUCCCUCAUUAACAGAGAGUGGGUGAUGACUGCUGCUCACUGCUUCUCCAGCACAAGUACGUCGGGCUUGAAAGUUUCUCUCGGCCGUCACAACCUGCAGGGCACAAACCCAAACGAAGAGUCUAGAAGUGUUGCCACAAUCAUUUUGCAUCCAAACUAUGACAGCGACAGCAGCAACAACGACAUUGCUCUACUCAGACUCUCGUCACCAGUGAAAUUCAGUGACUACAUCAGACCUGUGUGUCUGUCAGCCAGUGACAGUGUGUUCAACAGCGGUACAGAUAGCUGGGUCACUGGCUGGGGCAACGUCAAGGAGGGAGGUGAGUCUGCUUCUGAAACUCUACAAGAAGUGGAGGUUCCAGUUUUGGGCAACAGACAGUGUAACUGUCUCAAUGGAGUCGGUACAAUCACAGACGACAUGAUUUGUGCUGGUUUUCUGGCAGGAGGCAAAGACUCAUGUCAGGACUUUGUGAAAUCCUCAGUCGUGUCCUCAUUUUGUCCUCAGGGAGACUCAGGAGGUCCAAUGGUGAACAAACAGGGCUCCGUCUGGGUCCAGUCUGGAGUGGUUAGUUUUGGUCUUGGUUGUGCUCGGCCCAAUCUGCCAGGAGUUUACUCCAGAGUGUCCCGUUACCAGUCCUGGAUCAACUCCAUCAUCCGCUCUGAUAGGCCCGGAUUCGUCAAGUUCACCUCCAGUGGACUGGAUGCUGACAGCAGCUACACCUGUCCUGGUCUCCCACCUCCUCUUAUUACAACCACCGCUGCUACUGGUCUUGCUACUGAAGGACCAGAAGCUACAACCACCAAAGCAGUGUCUCAAACCACGAUGUGUGGCAUGACUCCCCUGAGCACCAAGAUAGUUGGAGGAGAAGAUGCUCCACCUGGAAGUUGGCCUUGGCAGAUUAGUCUGCAGAUGUUUGGCGGCCAUUUUUGUGGUGGCUCCCUCAUUAACAGAGAGUGGGUGAUGACUGCUGCUCACUGCUUCUCCAGCACAAGUACGUCGGGCUUGAAAGUUUCUCUCGGCCGUCAGAACCUGCAGGGCACAAACCCAAACGAAGAGUCUAGAAGUGUUGCCACAAUCAUUUUGCAUCCAAACUAUGACAGCGACAGCAGCAACAACGACAUUGCUCUACUCAGACUCUCGUCACCAGUGAAAUUCAGUGACUACAUCAGACCUGUGUGUCUGUCAGCCAGUGACAGUGUGUUCAACAGCGGUACAGAUAGCUGGGUCACUGGCUGGGGCAACGUCAAGGAGGGAGUGUCAUUAUCGUUCCCUGAAACUCUACAAGAAGUGGAGGUUCCAGUUUUGGGCAACAGACAGUGUAACUGUCUCAAUGGAGUCGGUACAAUCACAGACGACAUGAUUUGUGCUGGUGUUCUGGCAGGAGGCAAAGACUCAUGUCAGGGAGACUCAGGAGGUCCAAUGGUGAACAAACAGGGCUCCGUCUGGGUCCAGUCUGGAGUGGUUAGUUUUGGUUUUGGUUGUGCUCGGCCCAAUCUGCCAGGAGUUUACUCCAGAGUGUCCCGUUACCAGUCCUGGAUCAACUCCAUCAUCCGCUCUGAUAGGCCCGGAUUCGUCAAGUUCACCUCCAGUGGACUGGAUGCUGACAGCAGCUACACCUGUCCUGGUCUCCCAUCUCCUCUUAUUACAACCACUGCUGCUACUGGUCCUGCUACUGAAGGACCAGAAGCUACAACCACCCAAGCAGUGUCUCAAACCACAAGACCAGUGUGUGGCAAAGCUACCUUAAACAGUCGUGCUGUAGGCGACAGCAGUGUUGUUCUUGGAGGAAUGUGGCCCUGGAUGGUGAGCCUCCACAAAAACGGGGUCUUUACAUGUGGAGGAACCCUCAUCGCUGAUAUGUUUGUCCUCACCUCCGGCCAGUGCUUCUCCACCUCCAGUCCAAAUGUUCUUGAGUGGAGAGUGUUUCUUGGCCAGCGACUUGUGGGCAGUUCUGAAGAGUUUGAGAUGUCUGUUGGUGUUGUGAAGAUUAUCCUGAGUAAAUUUACAGGAUUUAACAUUGCUGUACUACAGCUGGAGAAACCAGUCAGCUACACAGAUUAUAUCCAGCCUGUGUGUCUGGAUAGCAACAAUGACAGAUCCUUCCCCGUUGGUAGUCAAUGCUGGCUGCCAGGCUGGGGGAUGGGCAGUAAGAAUGGAGGUGCUGACAAAGCUGGCUCAAGUCUGAGAGACCUUGAAACUCAAGUGGUAAACUGUGGGAGUGUUUCUGAUUCGGACAACAUUUGCACUUAUGCCGUAAACCUUCAAGAGGGGGAUCAGGGCAGCCCUUUGCUUUGUAAAUCAGACUCCUCUUGGUUCCAGGCGGCCGUUGUCACAAUGAGUGGGAAUAAAUCUGUGCGGGCAGAUAUUCAGUCAUUUGCCAAAACCUCAAGAUUCGGGUCAUUCUUAAAGGAGACAGUUGGUGAUUUGCCAUCUCCUGAAACGUCCCCAAUAGCAAAUGCAGCAGAAAAAGCCUUUUCCUUGUUCUUUAGUUUUGCUGUUGUUAUUACCUCCAUGUUCCUGUUGUAAUGAUGUGGUAUUUGUUGAAGCUGCGUGAAAUAGUCCAAUACUGUAAAUGCACUUACAAAACUCAGGUCGAACAAAAGAGAAUACACCAUGAGGCACUUCCAAUCAACAGUUUAUAUAUCUAACAAAAGGUAUUUUACUGUAAGAAAUCUGUAGACAAAUUGUACUGCAAAAGGCAAAUCUUUUGAAAUGUGUUAAUCCAUCUGAAUGAAGUAGAGUGUUUAUUCUCUGUUCCAUCAAACCUUGUCUAUUUUCUUUGAUUCACAUAAUAAAAGUCAAAUCGAAGCUUGAAAUAAAUAUUAAUGAAGCAUGAA
This is a messenger RNA of Pleuronectes platessa (European plaice), 5669 nucleotides long. RefSeq lists its product as uncharacterized. Gene Ontology annotation, biological process: proteolysis. Gene Ontology annotation, molecular function: serine-type endopeptidase activity. Bases 16 to 5358 code for a protein of 1780 amino acids. The record is from RefSeq and is a predicted model, not a curated record. The transcript has 24 exons. Lineage: Eukaryota; Metazoa; Chordata; Actinopteri; Pleuronectiformes; Pleuronectidae.